Suncus etruscus (white-toothed pygmy shrew) is the source of this 1473-nucleotide messenger RNA. RefSeq names its product activating signal cointegrator 1 complex subunit 1 (gene ASCC1). NCBI's taxonomy places the organism in Eukaryota, Metazoa, Chordata, Mammalia, Eulipotyphla, Soricidae. Gene Ontology annotation, biological process: DNA alkylation repair; regulation of DNA-templated transcription. Gene Ontology annotation, molecular function: RNA binding. Gene Ontology annotation, cellular component: nucleus. The coding region runs from base 115 to 1188 and encodes 357 amino acids. The transcript has 10 exons. The record is from RefSeq and is a predicted model, not a curated record.
GCGAUCUCUUCCGGACAAGCCUUUGCCGCGGGUUCCGGUGUCGCCUCCUACCUUCUCCGGUUUUCUAGUGCCGGCAAGCAGGACCUCACUGGCAUCCUGUGUGGAGAAAGGAUCAUGGAUGUUCUUCGUCCACAGCUGCUUGUCCUUGGUGGCCGUAUUUACAGGAAGAAUCCUGUCCAGGAAAAGAUUUGCCAGCCUGAGGAAGAGGAUGAAGAUUUCUAUCAAGGCUUCGUGGAAUGUGCUGAGGAACUUGCUGAUGUCUACGAGGUGGUGCAGACCCCUAACGGCUUCCGGUGCACAGUGAGGGCACCCAGCUUACUCUACAAGCAUAUAGUUGGAAAGAGAGGGGACACUCGGAAGAAACUCGAAAUGGAAACGAAAACUUCAAUUAGCAUUCCUAAGCCUGGACAAGAAGGAGAAAUUGUGAUCACUGGCCAGCAUAGAAAUGGUGUUGUUUCAGCCCGGACUCGAAUUGAUGUUCUUUUGCUCACUUUUCGAAGAAAGCAGCCCUCUACCCACUUCCUUUCCUUUUUCCUCAAUGAAGUAGAGGUUCAGGAGCGAUUCCUCAAGUUCCAGGAGGAAGUGCUGGAGAAGUGCUCCAUGGAUAAUGGGGUCGACAGCUCAAUUUUCCAGAACCCCAAAAAACUUCACCUCACGAUUGGGAUGUUGGUGCUACUGAAUGAGCAGGAGGUGCAGCAGACGUGUGAGAUGCUGCAGCAGUGUAAAGUGGACUUCAUUGAUGACAUUUCAGGGGGAAAACCCUUGGAAGUGGAGAUGUCGGGGAUCGAGUACAUGAAUGAUGACCCUGGUAUGGUGGAUGUCCUUUAUGCCAAAGUGCACAUGAAAGAUGGUUCUAACAGGCUGCAGGAGUUGGUGGACCGAGUGCUGGAGCGUUUUCAGGCCUCUGGACUAAUAGUGAAAGAUUGGAACAGUGUGAAGCUUCAUGCCACAGUCAUGAAUACGCUCUUCAGGAGAGACCCCAACGCUGAAGGCAGGUACAACCCCUACACAGCGGAUGGCAAAUAUAUCUUCAAGGAGAGGGAAUCGUUUGACGGCAGAAACAUUUUAAAGCAAUUUGAAAACUUCUACUUCGGGACCCUCAAGCUCAACUCAAUCCACAUCUCCCAGCGGUUCACCGUGGACAGCUUCGGAAACUACGCCUCGUGUGGCCACGUCCAGUUCUCCUGAAGCCGAGCCAGGGAAGAGCAAGGCACAGUAUCACCACCGGUGCUGAAGGGAGAUGUGACGAUCCAGAUGGGACUUUUGGAGUGGGCAUGGACACUGGUGGUCUCUGGUGGCCGCCCACAUCCAUGGUACUGUCAGGCAAGAAGAUCAUGAGCACAAGGAUUUGUCCUGUAAUCCUGGAAUUGUUGCCUUUCCCAGAGUUUGUCUUUCUGGCAAAACUCUUUGGAAAUAGCCCCUGCAUUUCAUGGGUGUGCCUAUAAAUGACCUUACCCCAGCGAUUAAACUCUU